This is a messenger RNA of Osmia lignaria (orchard mason bee), 2871 nucleotides long. NCBI's taxonomy places the organism in Eukaryota, Metazoa, Arthropoda, Insecta, Hymenoptera, Megachilidae. The record is from RefSeq and is a predicted model, not a curated record.
GCGCAAUCUUGCUGAAACUAAACAUGUGUUAGUCGCGAAUGACGUGAGUGCGCAACUAUUCGUAUGUAUUCGCAUCAGUGAUGAUAAGUGGUGAUGACAGUAGACGACGAUUCGCUUUGCUCGCAUUAUAAUAAUUGUUAAAAUUCAAAUCGUCUCAAUUAUUUUUUCAAAAUUUCAUAUUAUACGAGCUGUAAUAUUGGUGCGACAUAUAAACAAAUCGAAUAAAAGAAUAAUUUCAAUGGUAACAAUAAGCAGCAGGUCAGUCGUGAAAGUGUUGAGUCUCUGAAAUAGCGCACAAGCAAAACAUGGAAGUGCUGGAUCCUAGUGUUUCAAGAGACGAUCAACCUUUGUGCAUCAACGACCAUUUAGACAAAGAAAGAGUAUUGUUUGGAAACAAAGGAACAAUAGGACUGUAUACACACGCUGUCAGCUGUCAAACUUUCAACUGAAUUAUAUUAAUUGAAAGCAAUUUUGACUCGCUUUUUUAUUUAUAAAAAUUUACUUUACCAGAUAUACCAUCAGAUACAAAAUCAUGCAUAAAGGCAAGGUAUACGUUCGGAUUUUUAGGAUUCUUAGGAUUUGCUCUUGUGUAUGCAAUGAGGGUAAACUUAUCUGUAGCUAUUGUAUCAAUGGUAAAUCAAACAGCUAUACCGCAUGAUGAUGAUAAUGACACCACUGAUGUAUGCCGUAAUGAAAAACCAAUUAAUGGAACAUUUAUACCAAGCGCAGGGGAAUUUAAUUGGGACGAACGGACGCAAGGUGUUAUAUUGGGUGCAUUUUUCCUUGGCUAUGUUAUUACAAACGUCCCAGGUGGUAGAAUGGCAGAGAAAUUUGGUGGAAAGCUAAUAUUUGGAUUAGGAGUAUUUCUGACUGCUGUACUGACUGUCAUCAGUCCUUUCGCAGCGUACGCAGGAUUGGUACCAUUUUUGGCCGUACGAGUAGCGGAAGGAUUCACAGAGGGUGUUACGUUCCCUGCGAUGCAUAGUAUGUUAGCGCUUUGGGUACCUCCUUUAGAGAGAAGCAAAUUUGCUGCGAUAGUAUACGCAGGUGCAAAUUUUGGCACCGUUAUAUCAUUACCGGUGAGUGGAUGGUUCUGUUCGUUAGAACUUUGGGGAGGAUGGCCACUAGCAUUUUAUUUGUUUGGAGGACUCGGCAUCGUCUGGUACGCAUUUUGGUUCAUUUUUGUAUUCGACUCACCUGCGCAACACACAAAAAUCGACCCCCUUGAAAGAGCAUUUAUCGAGGCUAGCGUGGAAAAGAAAGACGAGGAUAACGAUUCAGGAGUUCCGUGGUUAUCAGUAUUCACGUCGUUACCUAUGUGGGCUAUAGCGAUAACACAAUGCGGACAGUCAUGGGCAUUUUACACCCUUCUGACCGAAUUACCAACCUACAUGGAUAAAAUUUUGCAUUUCGACGUACAACAAGAUGCAUUUCUUUCAGCACUGCCUUAUUUGAGUUCUUGGUUAGUCGGCCUUGGUAUUUCAAGUUUCGCAGAUGCCCUUCUUGCCCGCCAGCUUAUAUCUCCCUUAGCGUCGUUUAAGUUAUGGAACACAGUGGCUUCGUUAGGACCGAGUCUCAGUUUUAUCGGUGCUAUCUGGGCUGAAUGUGAUCGCAUGACCGUCAUGAUGAUGCUCGCUGGACUAGGAUCUCUCCAAGGAGCGGUUUAUGCAGGCAACCAAAUGAACCAUAUCGCUUUAGCGCCCCGAUACGCGGGAACUCUUUAUGGGCUUACGAAUGCAGCGUCAAAUGCUUGCGGCUUCUUAGCACCAUAUGUUAUUGGAAGAUUAGUUCAAGGACAUGAAACGCUGGCUCGUUGGCACGCAGUGUUCUGGUUGGCAGCGGCUAUAAAUAUGGGUACCAACUGUUUUUAUCUGAUAUUCGCGUCUGCUACUGAACAACCGUGGAGCAAAGGUAGCAGUUGAUGACAAAAUUUAGUUAGACGCGAAGUAUUUAACAUGGAGAGUAAUUUACCCGUAGACCGAGUUGCUCUCAGUUCGUUUUAAUUUUAUUUAUUCAGACAUUUUUUGUCACUUUGGCACAAAUUUUCUUUUUUGAAUGGGUUAGACUACUUAUCGAUUAAGAAGUCUCAACCUAGUUAAGUUUUCUUUGCAUCAGUAUUUGCUACUAUAUUAGUUUAUUUAGUUCAAUUAUUGAACUUUGUAACAUUCCAAAGAAAUUGUUGGCAUGACAAUAUGGGUUUUAAUUGCUUCAUCAUGUUUUACUUUUUUGACGACCAAGUCGAAAGAAAUUUUAAUACUUAAUAUAUUUUAAUCUCUCUAUGAAAAAGUGCAAACUAUUACAAAUAUUUUUUGUAUUUAUGUACGAGGAAUACUAAAAGUUCUCUAUUCUCGUUUAUAUGUAAGAGUUUUAUCUGUACAUAGAAGCAAUCAUUUAAAAAUGAUUGACAUAAGAUACAUAUUUUUGUUUGACAAUAACAAAAAGUGAUAAACACGCACAGUUCUUGUGCGAUCAAAUCGUCAUGCAGGAUAUAAAUUUUAUGUUCAUUACAAUAGCUAAUAUUAGAUGUACAGUAUCGAGCAAGACGACAUGUACUGUGCUUGGUACUGUACACUUUUAAAAUGCCAAGGGUAAUGACACAAAUUUCUUAGAGAAACUGAAAAGAAUGGCGCGUAUCAUGAGAUUCUUAGAUAUCGGAUAAGAUUGUUACCUUUUACGUACUGGGAAUUAUCUGAUAAUUUAGAAACACAAUUUAAUAUUGUGAUUAUUGCGUACAACUUGCAUAGUAGAAAAUAAUUUGGAACAAAAGAGACUCUUUAUGACAUGCUGUUCUUUAUACCUUAACAACUAAAUAUUGUUGCUUAUAAAUGACCGUACUUUUUUUCUCAAUAAAAGUUUACUAAUUAUUCAUUA